Messenger RNA from Salvia miltiorrhiza (redroot sage), 1526 nucleotides. RefSeq lists its product as uncharacterized. Lineage: Eukaryota; Viridiplantae; Streptophyta; Magnoliopsida; Lamiales; Lamiaceae. The coding region runs from base 228 to 1415 and encodes 395 amino acids. The record is from RefSeq and is a predicted model, not a curated record. Gene Ontology annotation, biological process: nuclear-transcribed mRNA catabolic process, nonsense-mediated decay. The transcript has 8 exons.
GUUGAAAUUUUUCGUGGGAUGCAAAAACACUUCAUGACAUAGUUAAAGAUAUAUUGAGUCGAAAAUUUUAAUUUUAAAUAAAUACAAAAGGCAAAACAGAUAUUAGCAGCAUCUGGCCUGAUAAUAAAAUUAUAAAAUUGUCUUGUACAAAAGUUUGCUCAAUCGAUAAUAAUAUUCAGAAUCUGCCACUCUCUCAUUGUCUAAAUUAUCUAAUUGUAGCUUCGAUAAUGGCGGGCAGCGGCGGCGGAACCUCGACCCCAAAUACAGCCCCCAAAAUAUUGCUAUCAAAGCCUGGCCUUGUCUCCGCAGGCAAAUUCAAUAGAGGCGGCGGUGGUGGUGGAGCCGAGGAGGACGCUGCGGCGCUCCGCUCUCGCCUUCCGUCCCUUGGGUCGCUUAAUCUCCUCUCUGAUUCGUGGGAUUUCCAGAUUGAUCGAUUUUUACCGUUUUUGACGGAUAACACUGAGUUUACAGUGGUGGGUGUAAUUGGGCCACCAGGGGUGGGGAAAUCAACCAUUUUGAAUGAAAUUUAUGGGUUUAAUUCUUGGUCGCCAGGGAUGCUACCUCCUUUUGGCGUAGUAUCAGAGGAAACAAGAGCGACAGCUAGGCAUUCGACAGUAGGAAUCGAACCCAGGGUCUCCGCCGAAAGGAUCAUACUUCUUGAUACACAGCCUGUAUUUAGUCCUUCGGUUUUAGCAGAGAUGAUUAGGCCCGACGGGUCAUCCACAAUGUCAGUUAUAAGUGGUGAAUCCUUGUCUGCAGAACUAGCCCACGAGAUGAUGAGCAUACAGCUUGGCAUUCUUCUUGCGUCCAUUUGUCAUAUUAUUAUCGUGGUAUCCGAGGGAGUUCAUGAUGCUAGCAUGUGGCGUUUGAUGCUGACGGUGGAUCUAUUAAAACAUGGAAUACCGGAUCCAUCUUCUACAACACUUUCUCAUCCACAUAGCUCCACGAUGAGCUCCGACAAAGAAGUCUCUAACAAGCCUCUCGAGAGUGGAGACGAAUACAUGGCAUCUCCGAUUUUUGUGCACACCAGGAUUCGCGACCAAGACAACACUCCGCGGAACUUUCAGGCAUUGAAGAAGGCACUAGUGCAGUGCUUUAGCACUUCUCUGUUUGUAAGAUCGGAAGGCCAAGAUGCUGCUAAAGAUGUUCAAUCUUCUGCUUCUAACAUGAAACUGUUUCUCGUUCCAUCCAAGGGUAGAGAUGGCUCGUCGAGGCCACUCUACGAAAGCUAUGCAUCUGCCCUUUGGAAAGUGAGGGAUCAGGUGUUAUCGAUGACGGGGUCGUCGUUUUCAAGAACAGUUUCUGAGCGUGAGUGGUUGAAGAACUCUGGCAAGGUAUGGGAACUAAUCAAGAAUUCUCCGACCAUCGCAGAUUAUUGCACAACGCUUCAAACAUCUGGUUUAUAUAGGAAAUAGUUAUCUCUUUUUUGUUUAAAUCAACAUUAACUAACCACUUUUCAUAGCUAUUUUCUCCAUAUUCUGCUCAUAGUAUUUUCAUUUGCUCAAAAUCUGCUUACCUUUUAUAUC